AGAACAAUUAGCGUAUGAUUUAACGGAACUAAUUAACGAGCUAGGCCCAAAAAUAUAUCCUGAUUUUGAUAAUGCACGUAUAGUUCAAGAAGUUAAAAAGAAUAGCAGGUCACCAUCACCAUCAAGGCCAUCAUCAUCAUUGAGAUUAUUCGCAUUAACGGAUUUAAUGGAUGACAAACUAUUUGAUUGGGAAAAGGCUGAUGAUUCUGAUUAUGAUGAUGUAUUUUUCUUCCUUGACAAACAUAAUGGUGGUAAAAUUACUGGACGUAGUAGGUCUAAUUCUUCCAGUAGUAGGAAACUACUAUCAAGUGGCAGGGAUGGAACUAGCAGUAGUGCUUCGUUAAGUAGAGUGAAUUCGUUUAAUUCACUCAACUCAUUUAAUUCAAAUGUAGAAGCGUUUACAAAAUUAUCAAAUACAAGUACAAUAUCAUCACAUAACAUUCCAGAAGUUAGAAUUAUUGAUGAUGAUGGAUAUCAAGGAGAUAAAGAAAAUUCAAUACAAACAAAGAAGAAUGUUUAA
Messenger RNA from Racocetra persica, 520 nucleotides. NCBI's taxonomy places the organism in Eukaryota, Fungi, Glomeromycota, Glomeromycetes, Diversisporales, Gigasporaceae. The record is from the annotation of a GenBank genome assembly.